Molecule: messenger RNA, 3984 nt
Organism: Lepisosteus oculatus (spotted gar)
Lineage: Eukaryota; Metazoa; Chordata; Actinopteri; Semionotiformes; Lepisosteidae
Source: RefSeq, a predicted model, not a curated record
GGGAGUUGGCUUGAUAGCAGCUUGGGUUUCCGAAUCAUUAUCACUGAUUUUUUUUUUUCAGAAAAUAAAUCUGCACAUUGACUGUUGAACAAUUCGGAUUAGCAACAGCCCAUCUUCUUCAAAAGAUUUAACAGCUUUGCCUCUUGAAGCAUGGGUUUUAAGUAGAAGAGGUUUUACUAGUCACAACCUGCGGGCGUUCGAUUAAUUUCAACGUUCUGGGUAAAGUAAAGACAACUUGAACAUUUUGUACCCCCAUUAUUCACUUCUGAAAUUAUAUAGAUAUGAAACGCGGUUGUUGUUUCGUCGCGUGUAAUCUUGAAUGAUAAUAAUAUACACGAAUAUAUCCAUGCUUUGAAAACAGUAUAACUGGGAUUCAGCGGAUGCCUUUUUACAGCAGUAUUUUUUACCUCUUUUGACAAUCUUGGUUUAUUCUUCGCUUUCCCCUUUAAAUUUUUUUUUCCCUCUGCUAGGGAAAUUGCUCUACCACCAGCAUCAGCAGCCGCUGCUCCUUGAUGUUGUGGUAGAGUGUGCGCAUGCGCCCCACAUUGGAAUUACUGCACUGGCCAGAAUAAGUUGGAUCUCGUCUGUCUUCACUGAAAUCCAAAAUCAUAUCAAAACUAUGGCGAUGCUGAGAAUCAGGAAAAGGAGCUACUUUGGGGUUUGGACAUUUCCUUUAAUAGUGGCAGUGGUCUGUGCGCAGAGUGUCAAUGACCCUAGCAAUAUGUCACUGGUAAAAGAAACUGUGGAUAGACUGUUGAAAGGAUAUGACAUUCGCUUGAGGCCAGAUUUUGGAGGUCCCCCGGUGGCAGUGGGCAUGAAUAUAGAUAUCGCCAGUAUAGACAUGGUAUCUGAAGUCAAUAUGGACUAUACAUUGACAAUGUAUUUCCAGCAAGCGUGGAGAGAUAAACGGCUGUCGUAUUCUGAGAUUCCUCUAAAUCUCACACUGGACAACAGGGUAGCAGAUCAGCUCUGGGUCCCUGACACCUAUUUCCUAAAUGACAAAAAGUCAUUUGUUCAUGGUGUUACAGUUAAAAACCGAAUGAUACGUCUGCAUCCAGAUGGAACAGUGUUGUAUGGCUUAAGAAUAACUACAACAGCAGCCUGCAUGAUGGAUCUCCGAAGGUACCCUUUGGAUGAGCAGAACUGUACGUUGGAGAUAGAAAGCUAUGGCUACACAACCGAUGACAUUGAGUUCUACUGGCGUGGGGGAGAUCAUGCUGUGACUGGAGUUGAAAGAAUAGAACUGCCUCAGUUCUCCAUUGUAGACUACAAGCUUAUAUCCAAGAAUGUUGUAUUCUCCACAGGAUCUUACCCCAGGCUGUCCCUCAGCUUCAAACUGAAGAGAAACAUUGGGUACUUCAUUUUGCAGACUUACAUGCCUUCAAUUCUGAUCACUAUUCUCUCCUGGGUGUCCUUUUGGAUUAACUACGAUGCUUCAGCAGCCAGAGUUGCUUUAGCCAUGAAGAUGUCACUCGAUAACUUUGUAUGCUUGCAGUGGUUGGUGGGAAAUGUAGUUCAGAGAGACGAUGCUCUGUAUGCCAGAAUGAAACAGAGGGAAAUUGACGCUCAUGACUCGAUGUGGGAACCGAUCUUUGUGGAGGAUGCAGCAAUAGGACUAGGCGAGCAAAAGAAUAAGAUGGACCCUCAUGAAAAUAUUUUGUUGAGCACUCUUGAAAUCAAGAAUGAGAUGGCCGCCUCUGAGCUCACCUUGGGUCUAGGUGACCCAAGAAGCACCAUGCUUGCAUAUGACAGCUCCACCCUCCAGUAUCGCAAAGCAGGAUUGCCCAGGCACAGCUUUGGAAGAAACGCCCUGGAGCGGCAUGUAGCCCAGAAGAAGAGCAGGCUACGAAGACGUGCAUCCCAGCUGAAAAUUACCAUCCCUGAUUUGACUGACGUAAACUCUAUCGACCGAUGGUCGAGGAUGAUUUUCCCAAUUGUUUUUUCCUUCUUCAACAUUGUUUAUUGGCUGUACUACGUGAAUUAAUAAGACAUGAACAAGGGAAACAGCACUCCAUUUGUUGGCUAAUUUUACAACGCAAGCAAGACUUUGAAUUAUUACAUCCAAAACAAAUCAGGACAAAACUUCAUUUUACCUUGGAACACCUUAAUUGCUGGCUAAUCCUAAAAGUGUAAGACAACGAAGUGGUGCCUGCUCCAGAAUUAAGAUUGUGAAACUUAAAAUUAUAUCGUGGUUCAAACAUAUAUGUAUUAUGUUUUAUUCUUUGAUUUUGUUAACCUGCAUAGAAUUUACUUUGAAACUAGCCAAACUACAGCAUCUAGAAAUCUAAGUAAAUUGGCAUUAGUGGCAUGCCAAUCAACAAUAAUGACAAAAAUAGUCUACUAAAACAUUUCUAUUUCAUUAAAGUAAAGACAAAUUGCUAAACAUUGCUGUUUCCAAAAUAGAAGUGGCAUUAAAAUGAUAAUUGACAAUGGGUUGUUUCCUUAUUAAAUGGUAGGUACAUAAAGGUUUAAUGAACUAAAGUUCAUUAUUUUUCUAUGUCAGUAUUUAGUAUUUUUACAAACAUUCAGUGUCUUAUUCAUUUAGAGUUACAUAUCAUUUCAAACACUUUAGAUCGGAUAUAUGGAUAUAUAAUCCUGACAUUUGAUUUGCCAAAUCUACAAGAAUGUCCACAGCAUGAACAUGAGUUAAUAAUCUUAACUCAGUGGAAAUGUCAGUUUACAAACUGUGCUGUGACUUCUGCAGAAAUCAUUUAGAGUUACCACUAGGUAUUAUGGAAAAUUCUUUGUACAAAAUGUGCAUAAGUUAUUAAUAUUUUCGCCAAACAAUUACGUUUGAAGCUUCAUCAGUGCAUUACAACAUGCUGCGUAAUUUUCUUUUUUAUUAAAUAAUGUAUGUGGUUGUACAAUGUCAUGUGUGAAACAUAAAGCAAUUUAAAGCACUGUUCUAACAGUGUGAAUUACCAGGAGUCUUUCUUGUAUUUUAAUUGUGUAUGAUGCCAAGCCAGCAGUUAAGGCAUCUGUAGGAGACAUUUCACUAUAAAUUAUGAGAACAUAGCAAGGCACAGUCUCAUCUUUACCUUUCACAGUUACCUGUAAAUAUAUAUUGUAUAUGAUUGUUAACAGUUAUGGUAUGCAUUUCAAUUUAAGUGAGAAUUCAUGCAGCAUUUUUCUGUGUUUACAUAAGGAAUGUUCUGUUUCUAUUUAGUAUUUCAGGGAAAUGGAGGGGUCAUGAAUGGUUUAUGUCCUUAAAAUGAUUCAGUCCAGACGCAUGUCCUUUAAAACUGGGUGUAAAAAUAUUGCUUACCAUGGAUACGACUGAAUCAUGUUUUGUUAAUCCAACUGUGAAAUGUAAUUAUACUGUACUUUUGCUGUUGAAGGACUUUUUUCCCUUGUUUUUUCAGUCUAAUUUCUUCAGUUAAUAUUUUGUACAUUAUAGGAUGCAUUUAUUCAGUACAUAUUGAAGCCUGCAGUCUUUGUUUUUGUUAUUAAAUGCCUACUAGGACAUAAACACUGGUAUCUUAAAAAGUCUUCAACAGCAAACUGGUUAGGACCAUCCAUGAGACCUGGAUAUUUAAAAGCACAACACUACUAAUUGUUAUUACUACAAAAUUAAGUUAAUAUAAAUUUCAUAUCCAAUUCUUUUUUGUUUCGUUUGGUUAUGUUAUGAAGAUCAUUAUCAUUUAAAGGGGAAAGGUAUCAGAAUAUAAAUGAAUAUAAAUUCAAAAAGUAGUGAAACUGUUGCUCAAACCUUAGACCAUAUUUUGCACUUUUUUAAUUCAAACUGAUCACAGAAACACCCCAGCUAUACACUUUCCCUUAAGAAUAAUUAUCAAUUCUAAUACAAACAGGUAUGGGCUUAUGUAAAUUAGGAGGUUUCAUAUAUAUAUAUAAUCACUGAAUUACUCAUACAAAGCAAUAUUAUAUUUUAGAUAUUUCCAUAGGGAAAUGAAGUAAAUAGUUCUAGGCAGUAUUUUGAAGGAUGCGUGUCAUUAACCAAACGUUUGCACACACACACAAAAAAAA